AAUAUUUUCCUCCCCAAAAUUAAAAGUCUUUCUUCAAUUCACUACACAAAUACUAAAUCUAUUUGUUAACUAUGGAAUCCUCUUCAGCUUUAACACUUUCUCAGCUUCCUUAUGUCUACCCUGCAAUACCAAACACCAACAAAAAUUCUACUUUUUGGCCAGCUGGCAGGCGAAGGAACUCUCAAUUAUCCACAAGGUUACAUUGCAACAAGAUGUUUGUACCUGGAUUUGGAGAAGCAUCACCAGAAGCAAAGGCUGCUCAAAACCUCCACAACUUCUUCACCUUCGUUGCUGUUAAAAUUGUUGCUGCUCAACUUGAGAGCUAUAAUCCUGAAGCAUAUGUUGAGCUAAUGGAGUUUGUGGCUAAACACCCAUUAGAUGAUGGUGACAAGUUCUGCGCCAGUAUGUUCAGAGAAUCAUCAAGACAUAAGAACUUAGCCCUACGCAUAAUGGAGGUGCGAUCAUCAUACAGCCAAAAUGAUUUUGAAUGGAACAACAUGAAGCGCCUAGCUUUUAAGAUGGUCACUGAAUCUAACACGAGGCUUAUGAGGGAUUAUGUCUCCGAAACCAGCCGUCCUGAAACCGAGAAGUAAAUAGUCCAGCAACAGAGCAAGAACCUCCAUUCCCUCUGACUCUGAUCGAACAGAAGCUUGGGCUACAUAUUAAUAUGUAUGGAAAGAAAGCAGAAAAUGCAUUCACAUGGGUACUUGAUGAAUUGCAUACCCCGGUAUUAGCAUGUUUAUAAUGAUUAGAAAUUCGAGUUAGACCAUAAAUGGUUGGACAAAUCUGUAAGUCAAUUUGACAAUCAACAUACCGCAGUGACUUAAUGGAAUAAUUGAAGAACA
This is a messenger RNA of Vicia villosa (hairy vetch), 845 nucleotides long. Its product is annotated as chaperonin-like RBCX protein 1, chloroplastic. Gene Ontology annotation, molecular function: protein folding chaperone. Gene Ontology annotation, biological process: ribulose bisphosphate carboxylase complex assembly. The record is from RefSeq and is a predicted model, not a curated record. The transcript has 6 exons. The coding region runs from base 72 to 593 and encodes 173 amino acids. Lineage: Eukaryota; Viridiplantae; Streptophyta; Magnoliopsida; Fabales; Fabaceae.